This is a messenger RNA of Penicillium maclennaniae, 462 nucleotides long. RefSeq names its product DNA damage response protein kinase DUN1. Gene Ontology annotation, biological process: mitotic DNA damage checkpoint signaling. Lineage: Eukaryota; Fungi; Ascomycota; Eurotiomycetes; Eurotiales; Aspergillaceae. The record is from RefSeq and is a predicted model, not a curated record. The transcript has a single exon. The coding region runs from base 1 to 462 and encodes 153 amino acids. Gene Ontology annotation, molecular function: protein serine/threonine kinase activity. Gene Ontology annotation, cellular component: nucleus.
AUGGGUCGUUUUGAUUAUCCAUCGCCUUACUGGGACUCCGUGGGCGAUCCAGUCCUGAGCCUGAUUGACCGGAUGCUCACGGUCGAUGUGGAAAAGAGGAUCAGCGUGGAGGAAUGUCUUGAACACCCAUGGAUGACCGAGAAAUACCCUAGCGUCAAUGACAGCACUGAUGGGCUGACUGGUGCCCUGGGUAACUUGGACUUUGCCCGGCGCAAGGUUGGACGCGAGCGGACCAUGCUCAGCAGCGUCAACGACGUUCAUUUCAGUGAGCAUGCCGAGGGCAGUGAGGCCCCGGUCAAGGUCUUCCACAAGAACGAAGCGGGCAAGCGGGUUCACAAUCGACCGGCCAAAACGUCUCACCGUGAGCGAUCGCCCGGCAACAAGGACCCAAAGGAGUUCAUGAACCUUGGUGCGGGCGGCAAUGCUGCGUUGUACGAUGAACCUACGAGUCGAUACAAAUAG